GCCGGCCACAAGUCCGCCGCACAAACGUCUUGGGAUUCCCGCGAGUGAAACAACCGAGCCCGCCAACUGCCGCUGCACGGUCCCCGGCGGCGAUGGCACUUAAGGACUACGCGAUCGAGAAAGAAAAGGUGAAGAAGUUCCUACAAGAGUUUUACCAGGAUGAUGAACUUGGGAAGAAGCAAUUCAAGUAUGGGAACCAGUUGGUUCAGCUGGCACAUCGAGAUCAAGUGGCAAUGUAUGUGGACCUGGAUGAUGUAGCUGAGGAAGACCCAGAGUUGGUGGAUUCAAUUUGUGAGAAUGCCAAGCGCUAUUCCAGGCUCUUUGCCGAUGUUGUACAAGAACUGCUACCUCAGUACAAGGAGAGGGAGGUGGUAAACAAAGAUGUCUUAGAUGUUUAUAUCGAGCAUCGGCUCAUGAUGGAACAACGGACUAGGGACCCUGGAGCCACUCGAAGCCCCCAGAACCAGUAUCCUCCUGAGCUCAUGCGCAGAUUUGAGCUAUACUUUCAAGGCCCAAGUAGCAACAAGCCUCGUGUGAUCCGUGAAGUUCGGGCUGACUCUGUAGGGAAGUUGGUGACUGUGCGUGGAAUUGUCACUCGUGUCUCUGAAGUCAAACCUAGGAUGGUGGUGGCCACCUACACGUGUGACCAGUGUGGGGCAGAGACUUACCAGCCGAUCCAGUCUCCCACUUUCAUGCCUCUGAUCAUGUGCCCGAGCCAGGAGUGCCAAACCAACCGCUCAGGAGGGCGGCUCUAUCUGCAGACACGAGGCUCCAAAUUCAUCAAGUUUCAGGAGAUGAAGAUGCAGGAACAUAGUGACCAGGUGCCCGUGGGCAACAUCCCUCGGAGCAUCACGGUGCUGGUGGAAGGGGAGAACACAAGGAUUGCCCAGCCUGGAGACCAUGUCAGUGUCACCGGGAUCUUCUUGCCAAUUCUGCGCACUGGAUUCCGACAGGUAGUACAGGGUUUGCUCUCAGAAACUUAUCUGGAAGCCCACCGGAUCGUGAAGAUGAAUAAGAGUGAGGAUGAAGAGGCAGGGACGGGAGAGCUGAGCAGAGAGGAGCUGAGGCAGAUUGCAGAGGAGGACUUUUAUGAGAAGCUGGCUGCUUCUAUUGCCCCCGAAAUUUAUGGGCAUGAAGACGUGAAAAAGGCGCUGUUGCUGUUGCUGGUGGGCGGCGUGGACCAGUCUCCUCGAGGCAUGAAAAUCCGAGGCAACAUCAACAUCUGCUUGAUGGGAGAUCCUGGGGUAGCCAAAUCUCAACUCCUGUCUUACAUUGAUCGUCUGGCCCCCCGAAGCCAAUACACAACAGGCCGGGGCUCCUCUGGAGUGGGGCUCACUGCAGCUGUGCUCAGAGACACUGUGACCGGAGAGCUGACUUUGGAGGGCGGAGCCCUUGUACUGGCCGAUCAAGGCAUUUGCUGCAUUGAUGAGUUUGACAAGAUGGCAGAGGCAGACCGCACAGCUAUCCAUGAGGUCAUGGAACAGCAGACCAUCUCCAUUGCCAAGGCGGGCAUUCUCACCACCCUCAAUGCUCGCUGCUCCAUCCUGGCUGCUGCUAAUCCUGCUUAUGGGCGCUACAACCCUCGCCGCAGUCUGGAGCAGAACAUACAGCUUCCUGCAGCACUGCUCUCCCGAUUUGACCUCCUCUGGCUGAUCCAGGACCGGCCUGACCGGGACAAUGACCUCCGAUUGGCUCAGCACAUCACCUACGUGCACCAGCACAGCCGGCAGCCCCCUGCCCAGUUUGAACCUUUGGAUAUGAAGCUGAUGAGGCGUUACAUAGCCAUGUGCCGGGAGCGGCAGCCCGCGGUGCCUGAGGCUCUUGCCGACUAUAUCACAGCAGCCUAUGUGGAGAUGAGGCGCGAGGCCUGGGCCAGCAAGGACGCCACCUACACUUCAGCCCGGACCCUGCUGGCCAUUCUCCGUUUGUCCACUGCUCUGGCCCGCCUGCGCAUGGUGGACAUCGUGGAGAAGGAAGAUGUGAAUGAAGCCAUUAGGCUGAUGGAGAUGUCCAAAGACUCCCUUCUUGGUGACAAGGGGCAAACAGCUAGGACCCAGAGGCCUGCAGAUGUGAUCUUUGCCACUGUCCGUGAGUUGGUUUCGGGGGGCCGAAGCGUGCGGUUUUCUGAGGCGGAGCAGCGCUGCGUGUCACGGGGCUUCACACCUGCUCAGUUCCAGGCAGCUCUGGACGAGUAUGAGGAGCUAAACGUCUGGCAGGUCAACAACUCGCGUACCUGGAUCACCUUCGUCUGACUGCAGCUUGCUUGAGACACUGGGGUUCACCUUGACAGUGCUGCCCUGCCCUGCCCUGCCCUGCCCUGCCCUGCUCAGAGUGCUAGGGGUUGCUUUCAAGGCUCUUUUCCCCAUGUUGCACUUGAUUUAUAUUUUUUGCUAAUAAAAGUAUGCUGUUA
Molecule: messenger RNA, 2410 nt
Organism: Dipodomys ordii (Ord's kangaroo rat)
Lineage: Eukaryota; Metazoa; Chordata; Mammalia; Rodentia; Heteromyidae
Gene: Mcm7
Product: minichromosome maintenance complex component 7
Exons: 15
Coding region: 93-2252 (719 amino acids)
Biological process (GO): DNA replication; double-strand break repair via break-induced replication; DNA replication initiation
Cellular component (GO): MCM complex; nucleus
Molecular function (GO): single-stranded DNA helicase activity; ATP binding; single-stranded DNA binding
Source: RefSeq, a predicted model, not a curated record